GCCGCGCGGCGCGUCCCGUGGCCCGACGGGCGCGGCCCCGGUGGGCCAGCCAGCGAGGCCGCGGAGACGGAGGACGCGCCCGCGGGCCACGCGGCCUGGGGCAAGGUGCUCUACGAGCCGUCGCGGGCGACGGUCCGCCUGUAUCUGAAGUCCCUGGGGCUGCCGGGCGGCGUGGAACGCUACACCACCACGGCCAAGGCCUGCGGGGGCAGCGCAGAGGAGGCGCUCCGCGUCGCGCGCCUCUGCUGGGUGCGGUUUUCGGAGGGCGCCACCAGGGAGGAGGUGAACGCCUACAGGCAGCGCCUGUACGACGCGAUCGCUUCGCGCGGGGCGGGCGCGCCCGCGGGCGAGCCGCCCGCCCGGAGGCCUGCGCCCAGGAAGGCUGGCCACAGGGCGGCCGCGGGGCGGGCCGGGUCGCCCCAGGGCAAGGCGGGCGCCGCCAGCAGCAGCAGCAGCAGCACCAGCAGCGACGACGCCGGGGAGCACACCUCCGGCGACGAGGCGUCCAGCUCCGCGGCCAGCGGCGCAGCGGCUCCGCUGGCCGGGCCGGGCGCCGCCGCCGCCCCGGCAGCGGGGGCGCGGGCGGCCAGGGCGGCGCCGCAGCGGGCGUGCGCGAAGAUGCUGGUGCGCUCUGGUCUGCGGUGCGUCUGCCACUUCGCGCUGCUGCGGGUGUUCUUCCAGAUACUUUUCGUCGGCAGCGGUCUGCUAUUCCACCACCGCUGGACGUACACAUUGCUGGACCUGUCGGUCGAGGCCACGAUGCGGCCGUGGCGCGGCGUCGCCACCGAGGCCGCCGCCUCCGUGGGGGGCGACCCCGAGUUCGCAGCGAGCUCGCGGCAGGGCGCGCUGGGCGCCGCUGGUCCCAGCUACCUGCCGCCCACCGUGGCGGCGCUGCAGCCCGCGCCGGCCGCGCCGCCGCGGACGCCGUCGGCGUCCGCGGGGGGUGGCUCCGCGCCGCGGGGCGGCGGAGGUGCUUUUCUUUCCAUGGAUGCCGUCUCGAGCUACAAGCGCUCCUGGAGCAUUCAGGAGUCGCUGGACCAGCACGCGACCCUCUGCAGACAGAAGGAGGUCCUGGAGAAGUUGGCCUCCGACCGCUUGAACAUGCGGCGCACGCAGCUGGAGUUCGCCAGGCUUGAGGUGGAGGACUCGCUCGAGCGCGCGAGGGCCGUGUCGCCCGCGGACGCAUCGGACCCUUCGAG
This is a messenger RNA of Prorocentrum cordatum, 1199 nucleotides long. The record is from the annotation of a GenBank genome assembly. NCBI's taxonomy places the organism in Eukaryota, Dinophyceae, Prorocentrales, Prorocentraceae.